Molecule: messenger RNA, 756 nt
Organism: Babesia ovata
Lineage: Eukaryota; Apicomplexa; Aconoidasida; Piroplasmida; Babesiidae
Product: methionyl-tRNA synthetase, putative
Exons: 1
Coding region: 1-756 (251 amino acids)
Source: RefSeq, a predicted model, not a curated record
AUGGGCGCUCCCCCUACAGAUAAUAAUUCGGCUAAAGGACAGGUACCGACGAAAGGGAUCGCAUUAUAUGCCAAUAAUGCGGAAUGCCGCGGGAAUCUCAAUACCGUGCACAAACUAUAUGAAAAGGGUGACUACGUAUACCGUGGACUGGAGGACGUAUUAUCCGCGAUACAUAAAUCUACCGCUUCACCAAAAGUUAAAGAAGCAGGAGAAAAGGAGUGUGUUGAAUAUCUGGAGAGAGUUGACAAGAUGUUAAAUGACUUCCGAGAAUAUAUGUAUCUUAAUAACAUGCUUGAUGAAUACGAUCACCUUAUCCGCACACUUCAAAGAGGGCAUUUAACAGCGGAAAGGUCGGCGAGAGUAUCCAAAAAGCUGUCGAAUCUAGAGCAGGGAUUCGAAAAUAGAGAACCGUUCGCAAAAAACAUGUUGACACCCGAUGUCACUCAAUAUUUUCUGGAGAAGAUAGGAGAGGCAGAAGCGUUCUUUCAGAAACAUAAGGUUCCGGAACCACCUAAGUCAAAUAAACUUGCCCAACCCAAGUUGAGUGGGUCUAAAACCACACCAGAGGCAACCAACCAGAAACAAAACACGACUGAAAAGAAUGCAACACGUGAAUCAGGCGCUGAAAAGGCCGAAGAAACCAUUACCUGCCAUGCGCGUAACACAAAGGAUGGUAACAAGUCAUCAGGGCAUAUGACAUUGGGUAUUAGGGUUAUUCAAACACUGACCGCUCUUGGUCUAAUGGCAGCUCUCUGA